Molecule: messenger RNA, 3547 nt
Organism: Notolabrus celidotus (New Zealand spotty)
Lineage: Eukaryota; Metazoa; Chordata; Actinopteri; Labriformes; Labridae
Gene: syn2b
Product: synapsin IIb
Exons: 13
Coding region: 1-2532 (843 amino acids)
Biological process (GO): neurotransmitter secretion
Cellular component (GO): synaptic vesicle; synaptic vesicle membrane
Molecular function (GO): ATP binding
Source: RefSeq, a predicted model, not a curated record
AUGAACUUCCUACGACGACGCCUCUCGGACAGCAGCUUCAUGUCCAACCUGCCCAACGGCUACAUGUCAGACCUCCAGAGGCCCGACCCGCCUGCUCCUCCUCCCCCCUCCGCCUCCUCCCCUUCCCAGCAAGGUGAAGCUCCAGCAAAUGCUCCCGCCCCUGCCCAGUCCCCAACUGUAGCUCCAGCAGCGUCCCAGGCACCAGCAAGCUCGCCUGCACCCCAAGAGCGCCGUCUAAGCCAGCAGGCUCAGCAACCUCCACAGGCCCAGUCCUUCUCUUCUGGUGGCUCCUCUGGCUUCUUCAGCUCCUUCAGCUCCAUCACCAAUGCUGUCAAACAGACAGCCGCAUCUGCCGCUGGGUUUGUGGAGCAGUCGGCUCCUUCCCCUUCCCUCUCCAAGAAGUUCAAGACCCUGUUGGUCAUUGAUGAGCCUCAGCAUGAGUGGUCCAAAGUGUUUCGGGGAAAGAAGGUGCUCGGGGACUAUGACAUCAAAGUGGAGCAGGCUGAAUUCUCAGAGGUCAACCUGGUCUCACAUUCAAAUGGCAGCUGUAAUGUGGACAUGCAGGUCAUCAGGAGUGGGACCAAAGUGGUCAGGUCUUUCAGGCCUGACUUUGUCUUGGUUCGCCAGCACGCCUUCAGCAUGGCCCAGAACGAGGACUUCAGAAACUUGAUCAUUGGUCUGCAGUACGCAGGAGUCCCCUCUGUCAACUCUCUAGACUCCAUCUACAACCUCAGCGACAAACCCUGGGCUUUUUCCCAGCUGAUCAACAAUCAGAAGAAGUUGGGUUCUGAUAAGUUUCCACUCAUUGAUCAGACUUUCUACCCCAACUACAGAGACAUGAUUACGACACCCAGUUUCCCUGUAGUUGUGAAGAUUGGACACGCCCACUCUGGAAUGGGAAAGGUCAAAGUGGACAACGUGAGUGACUUCCAGGAUAUUGCAAGUGUGGUGGCCAUCACUCAGACCUACUGCACUACAGAGCCAUUUGUAGACGCCAAGUAUGACAUCCGGGUCCAGAAAAUCGGCACUGACUACAAAGCAUACAUGCGAACAUCCAUCUCUGGUAACUGGAAGAGCAACACCGGAUCUGCCAUGUUGGAACAAGUAGCCAUGACUGACAAGUAUAAGCUGUGGGUCGAUGCCUGCUCGGAGAUCUUUGGAGGGCUGGAUAUUUGUGCUGUCAAAGCCAUCUGUGGCAAGGAUGGUAAUGACUACAUAACUGAGGUUGUGGGUUCAUCUAUGCAGUUGAUUGGUGAUCACCAGACGGAGGAUCGCCAGCUCAUCUCAGAUGUGGUGCUUGCUAAGAUGAACCAGGCACUGUCUGCCCGGUCAUCUAGUAUUUCCCGCUCACCUGCUCGCUCCCCUCAAGGCCAGAGGGCGACUACUGUACAGCCUCAACAGAGUGCUGCCCUGAAGGAAGGAGUGGCAGAUCCAAACAGGACCUCGGGCCAGCGUCCUCAACCUCAAGGUGCACCACUGAAGUCGCAGAGUGUAGGGCAAGCAUCAGAGUCAGCUAAGAGAGCAUCUGACCCAGUACCAAAGCCAAGCCAGGCCCAGAAACCUGGUCCAGGUCCAGGUCCAGGUCCAGGUCCAGGUCCAGCUCAGAAACCGGCUCAAGCUCAGAAGCCAGGCCCAGUCCAGAGGACCGGUUCAGUCACAAAGCCUCCAGUGCCGAGGCCUCCUCCUAUGACGAGAGCCCCGUCUGUUACAAAGCCACCGCCGGGUUCUGCUUCCACCACAGCCCCAGCCAAAGCCUCGCCAACAUCCCCAGCUAAAACAUCCCCAGCUAAAACAGCAGCAGCCACAGCAGCUCCAGGCUCUCCCCCAACAAAAGCAGCAGCAGCAGCAGCAGCCUCAGCUGCAGCUCCAGGCUCCCCUGCAGCCCCGGCUCCAGCUCCAGUCUCAGCCUCUCCUCCAAUCUCAGCUCCCACCACAGAGCAGCCCAAGCCCCAGCCUCAGGGUUCCCCAUCCCCAGCUCCUGGCAAACCAAAAGAGCUGCCCCCCAAACCCACACCACCUGCGAAGCCCAUCCCACCCGUGCGCAGAAAUUCAAAGCCUCUGCUCCAGCCAAAACCGCAAACCCCACCCCCUCCCAAGGCUUCACCCAAACCCCAGCCAGCUGCCCAAGCCCCAGCAACCACCCAGGCCUCAGAUACUGCCUCAGCCCCUACCCCAACACAGGUUCAGUCCCCAGCCAAAGCCAGCCAGUCCCCGCCAAGUGUCCAGUCCCCAGCUAAGCCUCAGCCUCAGGCUGAGCCUCCCUCACCUUCCCAAAACCCAGAGCCAGUCUCGGGUGAAGCAGCUGCGGCCCCUGAAGAGGGUGACGCCCCUGUUGAAGACCAACCAACCAAGACCCAUCCUCUGCUGAAUAAAUCCCAGUCCUUGACCAAUGCCUUCAACGCCUUCAGCGACUCCUCUUUCUUCCGUGGCGUGUCAAGCUCCGGUGGUGAGGGCGGCGGCGUCCAAGAAGAGGCUAAGGCUGAGACCAUUCGCAAUCUCCGAAAGUCCUUCGCCAGCCUCUUCUCUGACUAGACAGCCGAACCGUAGUUGGCCCCUUAAUGAUUCUGGCCGACUUUUACUACUGGCCAGUGAUGACUUGACAUAAAUGUGAACCAGUCUGAGAUUAAACUUUGUGUGUUAAUUGUGCUGUAUUCCCCACCGUCCCUGUCCCUCUGUCCUCCCUUUUCAGCUUCUCUGUGUGAGUAACAGUGAGGCCUGCUGGGUGGGAUGUUCAGUGAAUGAUUUUGUGCCAGAUUUGGACUGAAGGAGUUACGUCAUUGAUAAAGCCUAGAAGAGAAUAGGAUUAUGUAAUGUUUAUUUUUCCCAGAGCACAUUAUGAGGAACACUUUCAGAAAUACAAAAAGUAAAAUAUUUAAGACUUCAGAUGGAAUGUACAUACAGUAUAUAAAUAUGAAUAUAGAUAUAUGUAUACACACAGUAUAUAAAUAGAAGAUUAUAGAGCUGUGAAGGGAGAUAAGCCAAUAUGACAAUAAGAAAUCCAGCAGCACUUUUCAAUUAACUUUUGACAGUGACAUAACUCUUUCAUUCAGUGGCUGGAUUCAUACAUUUUAAAAGUAACUUGAUAUUUGACAUUUGAUGGUUUCACACCAGUAAGUACAUUUUGGUGCAAAGUAUGUGAGUGGAGAAAAAACUACUACUUUAAUGGUUUGUUUCUGUGUCAAUCCAGCCUUUGUGUCUCUGGUCUUUGACUACUAACUACUGGGCCUGUAAUUGCUGCCCCCUUUUUUUGUCUACAAACCUUGAAAAUCAUUGUCGUGUGAGGGAGUUUGAAAUAUGUGUACGUUCAUCCGUGUUCAAUUGUUAUGCAUGGCUCCUUCAAGUGGCUCGGUUUGACUUUUGGAGCAGACGGAAGCUCUAUCAGUGUUGAGUUUCCCCUACGUUGCCUCUCUCUCUCUAGAUGUUGUAGCCUUAUUGUGAACAUGUUUUCAAUUCGCAGCUACAUUAGUUAGCUGUGCAGACCUGGGUCGAUUACACCUCGAAAUUCAUUCGUUUACCUCAAGCGCUGAAAUUAAACCAUCGACAUUGA